AUGGAACAAGUAGGCGUACAAACGCCGAGAUCGAUUGACGCGAUUUGUACAAUAUCCGUUGUUGGGUGUGGAAGCUCGGAUAAUGAUGGGAAGAAACUGGUGGUUGACCAUAAAAUAAAUAAGAUUGAUGGUCAUGGACAAGAAUUCGAUCCGGUUGACUUGAAUAAUAUCAAUUUGUCUCCAUAUUUCACAGUUUUUGCUGAAAUCGAAUUCUGUCCAUACGGAUGCGACAGUGCAGAGAUUGAGCCAACUUUCGGGAAUGUGGAAGGUGAAAACAAGAGUAUCGCUCAGAAUAACUUACAAAUACUCGAUAAUGCUGAAUUCACGGAUUGUGUUUUUAAGAUCGGUGACGAUGAAAUAAGAGCGCAUCGCUGUUUUCUGGCAAAGCACAGCGAUGUUUUUCGCACGAUGUUCUCACAACCGUCGAUGAUUGAAGCCGAAAAAGGAAUUAUUGAGGUCAUGGAUUCUAAUUACAUUUCGGUCGGUAUUAUCAAAUGA
Anisakis simplex (herring worm) is the source of this 498-nucleotide messenger RNA. NCBI's taxonomy places the organism in Eukaryota, Metazoa, Nematoda, Chromadorea, Rhabditida, Anisakidae. The record is from the annotation of a GenBank genome assembly.